GACGUAUAUAGGUUUUUGUGUGCUAUGAAUCGUGGAUUUUUAUUUCACCUACCAGGCUGUUGACAACAGACGGCAGCACAUGUACACUCAGCAUCAUAUUACACACUUUAUUUCGGUCUCCAUACUGCUGGUGUCCCUAGGAAACUCGAACUAUGAGUAUUCUUAAGGUAAACAAACGUUAGGCAAGAGCUUUACAGUUUAUACGUUCGCAAAUUAUAGACAAUAAUUCAACACUGGAUACACGCUGCCUAGUUAGAUAGUAGUAUAAAGUUGAUACAACUAUUCCGGUCAGGAUGAAAUGAAAAACUGCUUGUGUCGAAUGUAGACUGACAUUUCAGCUACAAGCUAUCCAACCAUAUGAUUUAUACACAUUAUAAACUAUAGUUGAUAUAUAGUCGAAGUCGAAUAGACUAUGGAAUGUCUUGUGCCUGAGGAGCAACUCUUGAAGUAUGCAAGGGAAGGAGACCUUCAACAGAUCCGGAGCCUACUUCAAGCAAAGAGUCAUCAAGAAUUAGACCUUAACAUCAAUUGUCGAGGUGAAAUAAAAGCAAACUCAGGAUGGACACCCUUGCACCUUGCAUCAUACUUUGGCCACAAAGAGGUUGUAGAGGAGUUGCUUAAGGCAGGGGCUGAUAUGAAUGUGCAAAAUACAAUUGGGGAUACACCCCUUCACAAAGCAGCACUCAGUGGCAGAAAGGAAAUUGUUCUGUUGCUGUUGCGGUAUGAUGCUUGUGCAACAGUAAUCAAUGGAUCUGCACAAAUCCCCAAAGAUGUUACAGAGGAUGAUGAAAUUGUCACCAUGCUGGAGGCCGCCCAUAGGAGGGGAGAGAGGAAACUAGAGGAGAAGCUUCUGGAUGCAGCCAGAGAAGGGGACAGCACAGCACUGUCACAGCUGCUGAGCAGAAAGAAGCCUCCAGAUAUUCACUGCAGAGACUUGCUGGGAAACACGCCCUUACACUGUGCGGCCUACAGGGGGCAGAGGCAGUGUGUCGUUAAACUGCUGAAGAGUGGUGCCAUCCCCACCAUGAAAAACAAAAAUGAUCAGUCUGUGUUUGACCUUGCUAACAGUGACGAGAUCAGACUCAUUCUUGAGACCAGUCAGGAGAAAAGUUCUGCCUUUACAGUACAGAUGUUUGAAGGCCCUCUCUGGAAGAAGUCUCAGUUUUUGGGCUGGAGAUCCCACUGGGUAGUUCUAAAAGAUGGUGUGUUGUCAUGGUACCCUAAGAAAUCCAAUGCUGCCGCUGAUAUUCAUAAACAGGGUCAUCAGCCCCUCAUGAGGGCCCAUUGCAUGUUCAAAGCCUGGGAUAAGUGCUUCUUCACUGUUAAGUGCUUUGAUGGCAGUGUCCAUAACUUUAAGGUGUCUUUCAAAACUGAUGCAGAUGCUCUCAGGAAAAGAUGGAUGGAUGCCAUUGGAGGGCACUCCGCCUGGAGCACCUACCACAGUGCGCCGGAGCAGGCCUGUGAUGAAGAGGACGAGAUAAAUGUGGAAGACAAUGGCGCCAUGACCUCAGGAGAUCCCACUGACUCCCUGAUGACAGCUGAGGCCAGCCAACAGAAACUGGAGGCUCAGGUGGCUAUCUUUGUGUCCAUGGUGAAGAAUGAGGAAGAUGACAGUGUGGCGGGGCCCAUCCUUCUGAAGGCCAGAGAGACUGCACACUGCUCCAGAGAGACCUGCUCAGCCCUGCGCCUCUGCCUGGACCUUCUCUCCCAGAGGGACGAGGUGUGGAGUCUAAAGUUGGAGCAGGAAGUGGAGAAGAACAAGAUCCUGUCUGAGGCCCUGAAGAAUUUGGCCACUGAGCACCACGAGCUUGAGAAGUCCCUGAACAGGGGCAGGACGUCCCCAACACUGAGCACGCUCACAGAGGAUGACUUCUACGAUGCAGUCUCUGACAGUGAGUCCGAGCAUUCUCUAAGUGUCUUCCUGUCGCCGGCCGGACAGUCCUUCGACGAGGACGCAGCGGAGCGCAAGCCUGUCGAGCACAGCGCCGCCGCCAGUCGCCCCGAGGGUCACGCCAGGAUGUCAGCCGGGGGUAACAAUGGCGGUGAGACGGGGCAUUGCAAUGGAGUCAAGGGGCACAGCAGGACAUGUCUGCCCGCUCCCAUGUUCUCCAGGAAUGACGUCAGCAUCUGGAGCAUCCUGAAGAAGUGCAUUGGGAUGGAGCUUUCUAAAAUUGCCAUGCCUGUGGUCUUAAACGAGCCCCUGAGCUUCCUGCAGCGGCUGACUGAGUACAUGGAGCACACGUACCUCAUCCACCAGGCCAACACGUCCACAGACUCCAUCGAGAGGAUGAAGUGUUUGGCGGCAUUUGCCGUCUCUGCGGUCGCAUCCCAGUGGGAGAGGACCGGGAAGCCCUUCAACCCACUGCUGGGGGAGACCUUUGAGCUCAUCAAAGAGGAUCUGGGCUUCAGGUGGAUGUCGGAGCAGGUGAGCCACCACCCUCCCGUCAGUGCCUUCCACGCCGAGGGACUGGAGAAUGACUUUGUUUUCCACGGAACAAUCUACCCCAAGCUGAAGUUCUGGGGCAAGAGUGUAGAGGCUGAGCCCAAAGGCACCAUCACUCUGGAGCUGCCCAAUCACAAAGAAGCCUAUACCUGGACCAACCCCACAUGCUGCGUCCACAACAUCAUCGUUGGCCAGCUGUGGAUCGAGCAGUAUGGCAAUGUGGAAGUCAUAAAUCAUAAAACUGGAGAGAAAUGCUGUCUGAGCUUUAAGCCCUGUGGCCUGUUUGGAAAGGAACUCCACAAAGUUGAAGGCUACAUAUAUGACAAAAGCAAGAAGAAGAUCUGUGCCAUCUACGGCAAGUGGACCGAGUGUCUGUACACAGUGGAUCCUGCCAUCUUUGAUGCCCACAAGAAAGCCGACAAGAAGAAUGUAGAGGACAAGAAGAGCAGCAAACAGAACACCGUGGACGAGGAGCCGGAGGAGAUGCCUCCACCAGACGCCGAGACGGUCCAGGUCAUCCCAGGCAGCGAGCUCGUCUGGAGGAUAUCCCCCCGACCGGAGAACUCGGCCCAGUUCUACGCCUUCUCAACUUUUGCCAUGCACUUGAAUGAGCUGAUGAAGGACAUGGAGGGAGUCCUGCCCAGCACAGACUGCCGCCUCAGACCAGACAUCCGUGCUAUGGAGAACGGAGAUAUAGAUCUAGCCAGUGCUGAGAAGAAGAGGCUUGAGGAAAAACAACGAACGUCGCGGAAGAAUCGCUCCAAAUCCAACGAGGAGUGGAAGAGCAGAAACCCUGCCCUGGGCCCCAGGUGGUUUCAUCAGGGACCUAACCCCCACAAUGGAGCUCAGGACUGGCUGUACUCUAAGGGUUACUGGGACAGGAACUACAAUCAGUUACCUGACAUCUAUUAAUGGACUUCCUCCACGGCGUAAGGGCGUCACACUCUGUUCACACGUAUCUCAACUCAAACUCAAUGCAAACUCUGCUCUUGUCUAUAUCCAUGGUGUGGGUCUGGCCUGGAAAGGGCUUGGAGGUUAAUUAGCUGUUUAGUCGUAUAAUUAAACGAUGUGAGGAUGUAAGGUUGGAAGAAAUUUGACUGGCUGAACAAAUCAACUGUGACCAGGGGCACAUGUGAAGGUUAGAUCAGCCACAGCAGGUUUAACCCACUGACGGGUGGCGAGUGUGAAGGGCCACACACACCACCCAUAGCCAAUAAUUAACUUCCUUAAAGCACAAACACUGGGCCUUCAGUGUGAUGUAACCGUGAACAGUAAUUGAUCAAGUUCAUUUACAUUCACCUCUAAAAUAAAUCUGUUCUCAUACUGCAGACUGUUUUUUUUUAGUUUUUACUUGCUUUAUAUUUAUUAUAUCAUUUUUUUUUUUUUGCAAUUGCUUCAGAAGAAUGUGAUUCAUUAUUUCUUACUUUCUUUCCUACAUACUACAGGGAUUACUUGUACAGAGACAUCUUUACUUGAAUUCUCUUCUCUUUUCUGUAUAUGCCAUUUGACAAAAGGCGACAGACAUGUUACUGAAGCUCUUUCACAGGCUGUUGUCAAAUUCUGAACUUUUAACAUAGCUACUCGACUGUUUCAUACGUAGAUGUAUAUCUUCACUUAUAUUGUCCAGAAAGGAGUUUAUUAGCAAGUGCUAGUUUUAUAGGCUGAUUGUGAUCAGCACUGUCUCAGAAAAUCUUUAAACAUGUUCAGUUGUUUCUCAAAUGUAUUAUGUACACAAAGAGUCUAUAGGUAAACAGAGGAGCUUGAAGUCCUAGCAACAGUAGUUUAUUUGUUUGUUUUGUUUUUUUCCCCAAAGGCACAGUUAAUAUUUGUUGACUACUUUAUUUGUUUGUGCAGUUUUAUCAUAAGAUGAGAGUUGUGUGUGUGAUUGUUUGUGUAGUGUGUGUGUGUAUGCGUGCAUCUGUGUGUAGUUGUAUCCAUGCAUUUAUCUCUUACACAUCCAUAGUAAAAGUUGUCAGCUUUUUAGUCAAGUCCUUAAAGAUUUCAUAGACAAAAUAAUGAAUAGGCUUGGGUUAACAUUUGGUUCAGUAGUGCUUCGGGCAUCUGGAUGUGCUUUAGAUUUAUAAACUCCAUAUUACAUAUUGCUUCUUAAAUAGAGAACACUCAUUAUCAACUGCCCCUAAAGAAGUCAUAUAGCUGUAAUUUGAUUAUUCAGCAGAGGACUUGCUAACCAUUUGCCACAUUGUGCGAUUCUGCAGCUGUUCAAUGACAUUGGGAUGAAAUUUCAACUAAAUAACAACUCCCAUGAACUCUUCCUGCCACCUUUACUAUGCAAACAUGUAUUGCACACACAGCUCCACUCUGCCUCCCCCUAGUGGCAUAUCUGUGCACUGACAGCCCUUCUCUGUGACUCCUCUUGACAUGUAGCUGCUGUGUAAAGUGUUCAUAUGCAUAUGAUAUUGUACCAUACAAAUUAGGUGAGGCCAUUGUGACCUGAAAUAUGUUUGUUUGUAACUUAUCUCAUUCUUUGUCAAUAUCAUGUAACAAAGUAAAAAUGCAUUUCUAUCGUUGCAAAAUAAAGGCUUAAUAUCAACUUUA
Messenger RNA from Clupea harengus (Atlantic herring), 4999 nucleotides. RefSeq names its product oxysterol-binding protein-related protein 1-like. The record is from RefSeq and is a predicted model, not a curated record. Gene Ontology annotation, molecular function: cholesterol binding; protein binding. Gene Ontology annotation, cellular component: plasma membrane; perinuclear endoplasmic reticulum; cytosol. Lineage: Eukaryota; Metazoa; Chordata; Actinopteri; Clupeiformes; Clupeidae.